GAAAAGUUUCAAUUUGAUGUUUCUGUGUCUUUGUGUCAGGUCUUUCUGUCUGAGUGGAAGGAACGCAAAGUUGCUCUCUCACGGCUGAAGAGUUUGGAAAUGAAAGAUGAUUUUCUCCAUGGACUUCAAAUGCUGAAAUCUCUACAAAGUAAACACAUUGUCACACUGGUUGGCUAUUGUGAGGAUGACAACAGUAUCCUUACUGAAUAUCACCCCUUGGGUUCUUUGAGAAACCUGGAAGAAACACUAACCCUCUCAAAGUACCAAAAUGUGAACACGUGGCAGCACAGGCUGCAGUUGGCUAUAGGGUAUGUCAGUAUCAUUAACUACCUACACCACAGCCCUCUGGGCACACUGGUUAUGUGUGAUUCUAAUGACUUGCCCAAGACAUUGUCCCAGUAUCUGCUUACAAGUAACUUGAGCAUUGUGGCAAAUGACUUGGAUGCCUUGCCUCUGGUGAACCACAGCUCUAAGAUGUUUGUGAAGUGUGGCCACAGGGAGCUUCAUGGGGAUUUUGUGGCUCCAGAGCAGCUGUGGCCCUAUGGAAAGGACACACCUUUUCAUGACGAGCUUAUGCCUUCCUAUGAUGAGAAGGUUGACAUCUGGAAGAUUCCAGAUGUCUCCAGUUUCCUUUUGGGUCAUGUUGAAGGCAGUGAUAUGGUUCGAUUCCAUUUGUUUGAUAUUCACAAGGCUUGUAAGAGCCAGACUCCUGCAGAAAGACCCAGUGCUCAGGAUAUUCUGGAUACUUACCAAAAGGUUUUUAACUUGCUCAGAGAUACUGGAAGGUCUCAGACAAGGGAAAUGUUAUAAAACCCAGACUAGUUGUUGAAGGGUAGGAUUUAAAGACUGAAUCAAAAUUACAACAGUUCUAUGCUGAUGAUGGAGGUUGUUGCUUAUGCUUGGGGUUUUCAUUAUGUUUUGCUGUUUGGCCAUAUGAUUCUUUUUCUACAUCUGACUGCCCAAGUGGGAGCAAGAGCAAAGCAGAUUUGAUUUAAACCUGGCUUCACAUUUCUGAGGAUGUUUGCUUUUGGUGAAGAUGUAGGAAGCAAUGAAAUUACCCAGUAUCUGAAUUAACUAAUAAAAAUAUAGUCAUAAAGAAGCCUUACAUACCCUAAUAAAGUUUGUAAGCUCUUAAGAAGUAUUAAUAGAGGGCUGGGAAGAUGGCUCAGUGGUAGAGCUCCUGUCUUGCAUGCAUGAGGCCCUGGGUUUGAU
Molecule: messenger RNA, 1212 nt
Organism: Dipodomys ordii (Ord's kangaroo rat)
Lineage: Eukaryota; Metazoa; Chordata; Mammalia; Rodentia; Heteromyidae
Gene: Pomk
Product: protein-O-mannose kinase
Exons: 1
Biological process (GO): carbohydrate phosphorylation; protein O-linked glycosylation; protein phosphorylation
Cellular component (GO): endoplasmic reticulum membrane
Molecular function (GO): carbohydrate kinase activity; protein kinase activity
Source: RefSeq, a predicted model, not a curated record